CUUCGAGCCCCACCUCCAGGCCUGGCUCCAGAGGGGUGCCCCGGUGACCCGCGUCCGGGCAAGGGAAACCUGAAUCCAUUAAUUGUAUUCGUCAUAGGGGUUUUUGGAGCCGUGCUUUGACUGGUCCCUCACCUAGGACUUGUUUGCCAUGGGUGACGCUGCCAGGGGCAUAAAGCCCAAGACAACUUAGCUCCUAGGAUCAUUGGGACACACAAACCCCUCCACCACGAUAAGGUGACGGCUCAAGGAGGGGUAGGAUCUUUCAGUCAAAGAAAAAGUAAAAGUAAAAUUGCUUCGUAGUUAAACAGCCACAUUGACCUAGAGUUUUCUCGCAGACAGUUGUACUUUUCUGUCAGUUUCUCAUUUGGUUUACAUGCACACGCAGAGACACACACACACACACACACACACACACACCAUUACAAAUAUUAAAUAGCCUACAGCAUCUUCAUUUUAAUAAUCAUUAUUUACCAUUAGGGCUGGGACGAUCCAGCUAAACCAGAUUCUAGUGAUUUUCUCCCCGUAGACACUAAUGUAGUUGAUGUGGCUAAUUAGCAGCUAGCUGGGAGUUAACCUGCAAGCUAACCACUCCCAAUAGUUUACUUAUAGCGGAGGUUUGCCUGUGGAGUUAGCAGAGGUUAGCCUAUUUCCAUAUCGAUAUUAUCAGCAACCUUGUUUCCAGCCAAGGUAAGGCAGCUUUAUUUAUAUAGCGUGUUUUAUACACAAGAUAAUUCAAUGUGCUUUACUUGAUUAAAAGUACAUUUGAAAGCAUUUCAAAACAAACAGAAAAAAUACAACUCAAUGUGCUUUACUUGAUGAAGAUUACAACAUUUGAAAGCAUUUAAAAACAAAGAGCAAAUUGAAGUGAUUAACAGGCUCAUCUGGCGGGCCUCUUGCCGCUUACCGUACUGUUUGUUUAACGUUAAUGGGCUAGUAUAAGUAGUUUUGAGCAGAGCUUUACAUGAACUUUUUUGCUCACCAGCCACUGUUGCUAGUGGUUUCUUUGCAUUACUAGCCACUCAGCAUUUUCACUAGCCACAAUUGUGUUGAUGGAUGAUAGGGGUUUUGCGCAACCAACUUCCACAUUGGGUAAAAUAUGUUGAAGCACUUCCUUCCAGUUCAGGUGACUGGUGGAGCUGUACGCACGAGGCCGGGACAAAGCAAGUGUGUAAAUAUUAAACAUCGGCACUGUCUUUUAUUUUACACAAGAUGUCUUCAAGAACUACCAAAGAUGACCAUAUCAGAUUGGACAAGAUGAUGGCCGAAGAUUGCGAUUCAGAGAAAAAUAAACACAUUUUAUCUAUGGAAGGAACCAAGAAUGGCGGUGGGAAACCUACCGCAUCACUUUUUGGAAAGUACAAGCAGAGUGUUCAGACCCUCAAACCUUUGCGGUGGACCUCGUCACAGCCACACCCAGUUGACAACGCGGGGUUCCUGUCCUUCGCCACCUUCACGUGGAUGACCUCCAUGAUGUGGGCCAUGUACCGAAAAAGGCUGGACGUGAGCACCCUUAACCUGUCACCUUUGGACGAGGCCGGUGGAAGCACAGACAGGCUCCAGAGACUCUGGGAGGAGGAAGUAGCAAAGUCGGGUCUGGAAAAGGCCUCUUUGGUCCGAGCCAUUUUUCAUUUCCAAAGAACCAGGCUCAUUCUCUCUGUCAUGGUCGGGGUCCUCGCCAUGUUGUCAGCAUUUCUGGGUCCGGCUGUUUUGGUCUACCUGCUCCUGAACUACGUAGACGACCCUUCCAAGUCAACCCAGGCGCACGGCAUCGGCCUCUGCUUUGCUCUGUUCACCUCUGAGUUUUUCAAGGGCUUCUUUAUUUCAAUACUGUGGGCAGUCAACCUGCGCACCGCCGUCCGGCUGAAGGGGGCCUUCAGCGCACUUGCCUACCAGAAGGUCAUCUCGCUGCGGGUGCACAGUGGCAUCUCCAUGGGAGAGGUCAUUAACGUCUUGACUAACGACGGCCACAAACUGUUUGAGGCCGUACUGUUCGGCAGCUUCAUACUGUCAGCACCGGUGCUCUUCUUUGUGUGUAUCAUCUACGCCUGCUACAUCCUGGGCAUCACGGCGCUGAUGGGCGUCGUUACCUACCUGGUCUUCAUUCCGGUACAGCUUUUCAUGGCCAAGCUCAUCAACAAGUUCCGGCACAAAGCCGUCUUGAUGACAGACAGUCGCGUUCGCAUCAUGAACGAGAUCCUCAACAGCAUCAAGCUCAUCAAGAUGUACGCCUGGGAAGACUCCUUUGAGAAGACGAUUUCAGAGUUGAGGCAAAGAGAGAAAAAACAUCUGCGCAUAGCCAGUUACAUCCAGAAUGCCAACACUAGCAUCACCAGCAUCAUCCCCACCCUGGCCACCGUACUCACCUUCAUGCUGCACACCUUGUUGGGCUGGAAGAUCAACAUUACUGAAGCCUUCACCACCAUCGCCAUUUUCAAUGCCAUGCGCUUCUGUCUGGCUCUGAUGCCGUUGUCCGUGAAGGCUCUGGCCGAGGCCAACGUGUCCAUUGCACGUCUCAAGAAAAUAUUGCUGAUCCCGAAUCCAGAUCCCUAUUUGGUGCAGAGGAAAGAUGGCGACUUCGCCAUCGAGAUGACGAAUGCUACCUUGUCUUGGAACAAGCCCGACAGCUGGAGCGACGCACCCCAUCCUGGUGUGAUCAACGGGGGGACGGGGACAGCCAACGGAGAAAUUGGACACAAGCUGGAUGAAAAAAAUGACUUCCUGCCCACUUUGAGGAACGUUUCCUUCUCGCUUCCCAAGGGCAAGUUACUGGGUGUCUGCGGGAAUGUGGGAAGUGGCAAAACCUCGCUGAUUUCUAGUAUUUUAGAGCAGAUGCACCUCCUCCAGGGCUCGAUCACGGCCGAGGGGACCUUUGCGUACGUUUCCCAGCAGGCGUGGAUCUUCCAUGGAAGCGUGCAAGAAAAUAUCCUGAUGGGGAACCCUUUGGACAUGGAGAAAUACGAAAGAGUUUUGGACGUGUGCAGCCUUUGGGCUGACAUGAAGAUACUCCCACAAGCCGAUCACACAGAGAUCGGUGAGCGUGGCCUCAACCUGUCGGGCGGCCAGAAGCAGAGGAUCAGCCUGGCCCGGGCGGUUUACGCUGACAAGGACAUCUUCCUGCUAGACGACCCUCUCUCGGCCGUGGACGCCCAUGUCGGCAAGCACAUCUUUGAAGAGUGCAUCAAGCGUCAGCUGCGGGGAAAGUCCGUCAUCCUGGUCACGCAUCAGCUCCAGUAUCUGGAGUUCUGUGACGACAUUCUGGUACUGGAGGACGGCGAGGUCCUGGAGUCAGGGAACCACCAGGCGCUGAUGAGGGCCAACGGACGCUAUGCUCAGCUCAUCAGCGGUUACCAAGCAGAACAGGCCAAAACUAAGAAAGAAGCAGAGGAGGCUCAGCCCAUGAAAGCGAAGGAGGCUGAGCUGAGAGAACCCCCAAACAGUGGCAUAGUCAACCCAGCCUUCGACCUGACAGACGAAGACGAGGUGGAAGGCAUAACCAGCCAAAAAUUGUGUCAGAGAAUUUCAACAGUGGAGGGGGCCAACCAACUGGUCAGCAAGGAGUCAUCCACAGAGGGGCCUGUCUCCUGGAGGACUUACAGACAGUACUGCAAGGCAGCAGGAGGUUACAUUAUCAUCUUCCUCAACUUCCUCAACGUGGUGCUGAUGAUUGGCUCCACGGCCUUCUGCAACUGGUGGCUCAGUUAUUGGCUUGGCCAGGGCAGUGGGGUCCAGUUGGCCAACGGGACCGCGUCAGAGCCGGGCGACAUUUCCAAGAAUCCGGAACUGCACUUCUACCAGCUGGUCUACGGCAUGAUGGUGGUGGUCAUGGUGGCCCUGGCCAUUGUCAAGUGCUUCUUCUACACCCAUGUUACCUUGAAUGCCGCCUGCCACUUCCAUGACACCAUGGUCAAGAAGAUCAUAGCCAGCCCCAUGAGCUUCUUUGACACCACACCAACGGGCCGCAUUCUUAACCGCUUCUCCAAAGACCAGGAAGAGCUGGACAGUGUUCUCCCAGUCCACAUGGAUCCUUUCCUGCAGUUCGCCCUGCUGGUGACCUGCACUGUGAUCAUCAUCUCUGCGGUCUUCCCUCCCAUGCUCAUCGGCGUGCUCAUCAUGGGACUUUUGUUCACGCUCCUGCUCUUCGUUUUCCAGAGGAGCAUCCGCCUGAUGAAGAAGAUGGAGAACAUCAGUCGCUCUCCUUGCAUCUCCCUCACCACAUCCACCCUUCAGGGCCUCAGCACCAUCCACGCCUAUAACAUGAGAGACAGCCACAUCAAGCUGUUCAAGUCCCUGAAUGACAUCAACUCCAACCACUAUAUGCUCUUUAACUCCGGGACCCGCUGGCUGGCCUUCAGGCUUGACUUCAUGGCAGCCACGCUGACCUUGUUUGUGUCGCUCUUUGUGGUUCUGAGCCGUAACGAGGACAUCAGUCCGUCCUUAAAGGGUCUAGCUUUGUCCUACACCAUACAGCUGACGGGCAUGCUGCAGUACGUGGUGAGGCAAGCCACAGAGGUGGAAGCCAGGUUCAACUCAGUGGAGAGGCUGCAGGAGUACAUAACGGGGUGUAAGUCCGAGGCUCCCAGACACCUGGAGGACGCUUGUAUGCCAGAAAACUGGCCCACGGGGGGGUCCAUCGCCUUCCAGAACUACAAGAUGAGGUAUAGAGAGAACACGCCCAUUGUCCUGAAUGGGCUGGACUUCAUCAUCCGAGCUGGAGAGAAGCUGGGCAUCGUGGGAAGGACGGGUUCUGGUAAGUCCUCUUUAGGGGUGGCGCUGUUCCGGCUAGCUGAACCAGCCGCGGGAAGCAUCCUGAUAGACGGAGUUGACAUCUCGGCCAUCGGUUUGCAAGAUCUGCGUAGCAAACUGUCCAUCAUCCCCCAGGACCCCGUGCUUUUCGUCGGCACAGUCAGGCACAACCUGGACCCCUUUAACAGCUACAGUGACAAGAAGAUCUGGGUAGCACUGGAGAGGACCUACAUGAAGGACUCUAUCUCCAAACUGGAGGGUCACCUUCAGGCGCAGGUGUUGGAGAACGGAGAGAACUUCUCAGUUGGAGAGCGACAGUUGAUCUGCAUGGCGAGAGCGUUGCUACGCAACUCCAAGAUCAUUCUUUUGGAUGAGGCGACAGCGUCCAUCGACGCCGAGACCGACGCCAUGAUCCAGACAACCAUCAGAGACGCCUUUCAGGACUGCACCAUGCUCACCAUCGCACACCGUAUAAACACUGUAAUACACGCCGACCGCAUUCUGGUCAUGGACAACGGAAAGGUGGCAGAACUGGACACUCCAGACGUGUUGUCGCAAAGGUCCGACUCGCUGUUCUCCUCACUCCUGGACGCCGCAAACUCCGUGAGCACGUCGGAGGCAAAUUGAUCUGCACCCAAUAUGCGUUUCAUCUUGUAUUUGUCUUGCACAUGUACUAGCAUUGAGGGCAAAGAGACAAUGUGUUGAUUUUUUUUUUUUUUUUUUUUUACAGUGAGAGAGAGAGAUGAUGUGUAUUUAAAUGCUAUUAUUUAUUGAUUCAUGUUUGACUUUGCAAUCACUUUUUCAAGUGUCGUGCAAGUUUAAAUCAAAUCCAUAAGAAAGUUUUUUCAAUUGAUUUACUGUUUUGUUUGUUUCCAUACUGCUGCUCAUUCUUGGCCACACGGCGGCGGCAGUGGUCUUUGCCUGACUGACAACACAGCAGUGACAUAACUGUGCUUGAAUUGAAUGAUAAUGACGUCAUAUUUAAGGGAACAAAAAUACUGCGAUAUAAAUUUGAAAAACUUUUUCUAAAAAAAAGUUCAAUGAACAAUUUUUGGUCUGUUUCAGUUUAUUUUGUUGUAUUUAAUUGUAUUUUAUUAGAAUCCCUCCAAGGGAAAUUUACCACUGUACCUCAAGACAGUUGUCAUUUAAGUACUUUUAUUGAAGCUACAGUUUACGUAUAUUAAGUAAGUAACAGAGUACAUUAUGAUGAAGUAUUAGUCAACACAAUGUCAAAACAGUUUGAGAUUAUUAGUACUUUUGCUGGACUGAGGCAUUCAUACUUCUAAAGAAGGUGCAGUACAUUCACACUGGUAUCAGUACUUUUUUCUCAAGUAAUAGAGUAUGGUUCUGUGUCAGUUAUCUUUCUGAUGGAACAAGAUUCAGCGAGUAAUGUGGUGCUGGAGAACUUGGGAGACAAGCGAUGAGCACUUGCACAACCCCUGGCUAAAAUUAUGGAAUCAUUGCUCCUGGAGGAUGAUCAUCACAUGUUUAAUUUUGGAGAAAAAAGGCAAAUCAUGAAUAUUCCACAACAUUUUUAUUCAAAAUGACACCCUUCUGGCAUUAAGAAACACUUAAAAAAGCAAGAAAAAAAAGUGUUGUAGUAAUAAAAAAUAAAAACACACUACAUUAGUACUCUUUAUCAACCUGGCUCCAACUUCCUCUGAUUGCUGUUACCAGCUCAGCUUUGCAGGUCAGAGCCUUGCCACAUUGAGCAUUGUCUUUCGUUCCUGUCACAGAUUUUCGAUUGGCUUGAGAUGACAUGACAUUGACGUCAUGUCUUUCGUCACGGAAGCUUUUUGUUCUAUGGCAUGCUUUGUCAUCUUAAAAAAAAAAACGUCAUCGCCAAACAUCCUUUCAAUCAAUGGAAUCAGAAAAGUUUCCAAAAUCUCUAUGUAAACUUGUGCAUUUAUUGAAGAUGUAAUGACUGUCAUCUCCCAUGUGCCUUUACCUCAAAUGCAGCCCCAUAUCAUCAAUGACUGUGGAAAUUUGCACAUUUUCGUCAGCCAGUCAUUUUCAUAAAUCUCAUUGGAACAGCACCAAACAAAGGUUCCAGCAUCAUCACUUUGCGCAAGGCAGAUUUACGAUUCAUCACUGAGUAUCACUUAUUGUACAUCCAGUCUUCCACAGUCCAUAGUUACAUGCCCCUUGUAGCCUUGUUUUUGGCUAUUCUGUAUGUAAAUCGUAUUUCCUUUAGGUGGUUUCUUACAGUUCGGUCACAGACAUUGACUCCAGUUUAUGCCCAUUUGUACCUCAUUUACUUUGUUGUGCAUUUUCUAUUUUCAGGACGUGCCUGUGAAUAUUCUCCAUUCAUCCAGGUCAUUUCAUUCUCAGGGCAUUGAAUCGAUUGCAACUGGACUGUUCUGUUUGUCUUAGAAGACGUUUCGCCACUCAUCUGAGCAGGCUUCAUUAGCUCAUCCAACAAGGCUUAGUUACGACGCACUUGCCCAAAUUUCAAGACAUAUUGCUGUAAGUUUUCUAUCUUGUCGCGUUGAGGUCUACCAGGACGCUUCCCCUUUACAACCUUCCCAUUUUGUUUUUACUUGAUCCAGAUAUUAGUCACUGCUGACUGGAAACAAGCAACGUCUUUUGCAACACUGUGAUGUUUUACCUUCUUCAAGGAUUUUUAUAAUUGUUUCUGUUGUGUCAAUGGACAUCUCUUAUAUUGGAGCCAUGAUUCAUGUCAAUCCACUUGGUGCAACAGCUCCUCAAGGCGUGAACACUCUUAUUUAACUGCUGACUAAUUGGCAGAUUCAAUCUGAUGUAGGUGUUUGUUUUAGAACUGAAAAUUACAAGCUGAUUCCAUAGUUCUUUCCUCAGAAUUGAGCAAGUCCAUAUUUUUUUCCUUGACUUGCUCCCCACCCAAAAAAUAAUUGUGUCUGAGUUCAACAACUUUCUUUUUUGCAUGUUUGAGUGUUUCUUCAAGCCAGUUAGGGUGGUAUUUUGAAUAAAAAUUGUUUUUGGAACAUC
This is a messenger RNA of Phyllopteryx taeniolatus (common seadragon), 7710 nucleotides long. It is a transcript of the gene abcc12, whose product is annotated as ATP-binding cassette, sub-family C (CFTR/MRP), member 12. The record is from RefSeq and is a predicted model, not a curated record. Gene Ontology annotation, cellular component: membrane. Gene Ontology annotation, biological process: transmembrane transport. The transcript is spliced from 30 exons. Bases 1210 to 5370 code for a protein of 1386 amino acids. NCBI's taxonomy places the organism in Eukaryota, Metazoa, Chordata, Actinopteri, Syngnathiformes, Syngnathidae. Gene Ontology annotation, molecular function: ABC-type transporter activity; ATP hydrolysis activity; ATP binding.